CUCCCUGCCUGAGGGCGGGAGCGCCCCAGCGGAAGGGCCGUGCACGAGCGCUGCCGCGCCGUCCAGCCGCGCCUCUAUGGUGCUGGAGGACCGCGUGCCUGGGGCAGGCGUGGCGCCGCGGCGGGGCACGUUCUGGUCGCGGUGGUGGCGCAAGGAGUGCCAUGCUGGCCGCGCGGUUGUUCACCGUGCCGAAACUUCCUUCUCUUCUGGCUAGGACGCUGGUGUCUGGGACCAAUGGCUCGCCAUUGCUUCCAGACAUGGCUGAAGAACUCUCUGUUGCUUGGUGCCAGCAAAAAUAGAUGAGCACAAAUCUUGAACCGUGUGUCCAGAAGUGCGAAGCAGAUUGAGGGAUAUAGUGGGAGCAUCUACCAACUGGAGAGGAUAAUCCACAUGCUGGAUUUAUCCUGCACUGGAUUCAUAGGCAGCUGAGUUGGUUCUGCUUGAAGCAGGCUGCACCGUGAAUGGCCUGGCAGCAUCCAUACAGCCGGAUGUUGUGAAAUACUUGCUUUAUUCAGUCAGGCUGCACUGUUAAGGUGAGGGUGUUUUGGAGGAGCAGGUAAGAGAGUAUGAUGGGCAACGCUGUUGCAUCACAGAUACUUGUGCAAGGAACCAGCUUGGAAAGAAGUGACAAUAAGUUGGCCGUACUCCCUCGUGAGACUUGCAACCCCCCUGGGCAUGGUGGGACUGGAAAAGUAACUCUGAAUUAUUGCUCCCUUUUCUGUAUUGUUUCUUGUCAUAACUUUCCUGUUCAGUUGUAAGAUAACUGAAUAGAAAGAGAAAGGGAAAUAUGUAGAUUGACUUUCAAUUCUUUGUGUCCUACUCAAGUGUGUGCUGCAUGAAUUGAUGCUGUGAGGGAAGAAAACAUCUGUAGGUGACAGCAAUUCUUAGCAGAUUAGUUCUCUUAAUUCUUAGAAUUUACCAGUACUAUACAUCUGCUUUACUUCUUGGGAGAGAUUCUGAGUUGAAAGUCCUCUAAAACUGACAGGGUAGGAAGAGUUGUAAUACAGUAGCUAUGGAAGACAUGAAUAGGCACAAAACAUUACAGGUUAAAUUAUGUGUGAUCUAUUUUUUUUUUCAAACCAAGUUGUUCUCAAGGAGAACCAUUUUUGUAGCAUUCGGAAUUGGAUGCAUUUUGUUCAUCUCUUUAUUGUAAAGUUUGUGCUUGCCACUGACAGGCAAGACCACUUAAAACUUUCCUUCAGUAGUCUUGCUUUGCAAAUUGAAUUAUGUACCUUUCUCUUUCUUUUCAAGACACACUUGUUUUGUCUUAGAACGUUUAAUUAUUUUUUGUUUUCCUUUUGGUAACAUGUGAUCUGUUAGCUAGGGUUUUAGCUGUCUAGUGUACUGUUGUUGUAUGCCAGAGAGUGUUUCUUUCCUUGCCAGGGAUCAUGUCCAAGCAAUGCAAGAAAGAAAAGCUCUUCAUACUUUACUGGCAAAACGGCAGGAAGAUCUCCCCCCUAGAAGAAUGAAAGAUAGCUACUUGGAAGUUCUUCUGCCUCUAGGAAGUCAACCCGAAAUACGAGAGAAGUAUCUGAAUGUACACAACAGUGUAAGGUUUGGAAGAAUACUUGAAGAUCUUGACAGUUUAGGAGUUCUUAUUUGCUACACUCACACCAAGCAGGAAAUGCAGCCGAGAUCUCCCUUAUCCAUAGUUACAGCCCUGGUAGAUAAAAUCAAUUUGUGCAAGAAAGUCAUAUAUCCGGACUGCGACAUCAAAUUUACAGGCAAUGUUUCUUGGGUUGGGAAGACCUCAAUGGAAGUGAAGAUGCACAUGCUGCAGCUACACGAUGGUGAUUACAGCCCUGUGCUAGAUGCAACCUUUGUCAUGGUGGCCAGGGAUCCAGAAAACAAACGGCCAGCCUUUGUUAAUCCACUUGUUCCUGAGAGCCCUGAGGAAGAAGAAAUCUUCAAGCAAGGAGAAUUGAACAAGUUGAAGAGGAUUGAUUUCAGCACGGCUUCCCUACUGAAAAUGGCUCCCACUGCAGAAGAAAGAAACGUCAUUCAUGACAUAUUCCUUAACACACUGGACACAAGGACAGUAAGUUUUCGGAGUCGUAUAUUGCCACCCAAUUCAGUGUGGAUGGAAGAUGCAAAGCUAAAGGGCCUACAGAUUUGCCAUCCUCAGGAGCGGAACAUCUUCAACAGGAUCUUUGGGGGCUUCCUAAUGAGAAAGGCAUUUGAACUGGGAUGGGCAACUGCUUGCAGCUAUGGGUGUUCCAGGCCUUUUAUUGUCUCGGUUGAUGAUAUCAUGUUUCAGAGGCCAGUUGAGGUUGGAUCCUUAUUACUGCUUUCUGGACAGGUCUGUUACACAGAGAAAAACUACAUCCAGGUUCGAGUACACAGUGAGGUUUAUGAUGCAGAUACCAGAGAGCACCACACAACCAACAUCUUCCAUUUCACAUUUAUAUCAGAGAAUGAGGUCCCACGUGUUGUCCCCAAAACAUAUGGAGAGUCCAUGUUGUACUUAGAUGGGAAGCGACACUUUGCUGCAAUCAUGAAAGAAAUCUGAGAGGCACCCAGUGCUGUGCCAGCUGUGUAGCAGCUUACUGGCUUGGAAGGAGCUGUCUGUGAGCCAUCUCGGGGGAUAUGUGCUUGCAGUACUAAAAACAAGCAAAGCAACUGCCUACUCCUUUUCAGUGCUAUUUAUGUAUUUGCACAUAAAUGGAUUUUGUUUUAUUCUCUGCUCUUAGGAUCUGUUGCAAUCUACUUUAGCGCAUGAGUUCUGUUAGGAAACAAGACCGAAAAACUUGAAGCUUUAGAUAGAUGGGUUCUCUGUCUGCUUUGAAAGAUCUCAUUUCCCUCCUUGCUGUCUUGUCCCUAUCUGCCUUCUUUCCCUCAUAGCUCCCCUUUGUGUUUCUCUGGGAGGAGACAGAAGUUCUUUCAGAAAAUGUCUGCAAUCAGUAGAUACACACAGCUCAAGCCAUUUGACUUGUAUUUGCAUGUAAAUUAGGCUUAAGGUAUUGUUUUUGAGGAAGGACACAGGCAUCUGGGCAGCAGCAGAAGCUCAGAAGUUCUGAGUAUGUGCGUGGUGUCCAAGCAGGUGUUUUCCAUCAGCUGGAAUUUUACAAGACUGUUGCAGCUUCUUGUUUGGAUGGUUUCCAGCCCUCGUGAGAGGAGCUCUUCUGUGAUGAGGUGGCUGGAUGGUCUGUUCUGAUGUUCUAGCUUUAUACAGCUGGUCCUGUCAGCCUCUUCUAAGAACUUGUUUUUCCUUUGCUGUAACUGCACGCUAGUUCUUGAAUGAACGAUUUCUUACAGCCUGUCAAGUUCUGAUUGGCCAGAUUGGGUAAGACGGGGAAAUGGUACUGUAGAGCAGAAUGUUUUGGAUUCUUAGGGUUUGGAAGCAGAGAAGUUAUUUGAAGUUCUUUUUCCGUUUGCCCUUACUUGUUGGCUAUUGGUCUCGUGCCGGUAUUUAGCCUUAGAUGGAGUUUACCACCCGCUUUGGACUGCAUUCUCCCCCCUCCAAAAAUGGGAAUGGCUGUGUUUGAUUGAUGCAAGAAUUAGAUGUCCAGAGGAUCUGUGCUGAACAGGUGGGUGAAAAUGAUGUAGACAACACAGAUGGAUGGAACGAGUUGAUAAAAUAAAUCAGCGGGUUGUGAUUUUUUUAUUUCAGAGUAAGAAAGUUUUAAAAAUUCAUGUUUAGGAACAGCUUUCCUUGAUCCUAGGAUAGUGUGAAGUUGAUGGCUCUUAAAGCUGAUUGCUUUUUGUGUAAUGAGACUCUUAUAAUAACAGUGUGUUACACAUUGGCCUUUUCUUUCUAAGAAUUUGCUGCACGUAUUUAUAAGCGAGGCAGCUUUCCAGUGAUGGAACCAGGGCUGUUACUGAUCUGGAUGGGUUUAAUCAGCUGCAGAGACAGCAAGCUCCUGGUUCCUGGCUCCUUAAAUUUCUCUCUUUGAUUGCUGAUUCAGCCAUGUAUCAGUUAUUCUCUUUAACGGUUAUGCCACUGUGGGUAUGUAUUAUAUUUUCUGUUUUCCUUACUUCUAAAACUCUCUGGAAACUGAAUAUACUUGACUGACCACGCAAGUAGAGAACUGAAAUUCUAUCCCAGCUUCUUCCUCACUGCCUAUGUCACUGUUGGAUAUUCAGAAAUAAGCAGGAAGGCAGGGAGUGGAGAGAGAGGUGUCAGAGCCAGAUGUUAUUGCUUCCAUCUGCAAGCUUUUAUCAUUGGCCCAGUGGUCCUACAUGGGUUGCAUCUGCAUAGUAAUUGUAAGUUAAGGGGGCACCAAAUUGUUCCUCUGUUGCCCCUUCAAUUAUAUUUAAAUAUGAAGUUAUCAUAAUUUCUAUUCAUAAUUUCCUUUGGGAGGGGGUGGGAGAGGAGAAAAGGAGAUGAUAGAGCCAGAAGCAAGAUGUGACAUCACACCUCUGGGCACAGGAAAGGAAAUCCAUCCACAAAUGAAGAUACUUAAAAGGAUGGGUGUGUUAUAGUUCAUGAUAACUUAACCAUGUACCGCAGUCACAGUAGUUAUAAAGAUGUACUUACAGCUGUGCAGAACUUGUGUGUUUAUAUAUACAUAUGUAAGACAUGUAAAAUGCAUCUUUUACUAUAUAGAAAUAUAAUCUCCCAUAUUUUUAGUCUGGGACAGUAACUCCACAUUGUCAGCCUCUUUGAAAACAGGAAAAUGAAUCUUGGUUCGAGGAAUACUAUUUAUGCAUUUCUCUGUGUACCUGUGUGUAUGAGAUGAAAAUUACUUGUUUUUAGAUCUUGCAUUGAGAAUAAAAACAUUUUACCAUAGUAAUUAACGCUAA
Messenger RNA from Numida meleagris (helmeted guineafowl), 4743 nucleotides. RefSeq names its product acyl-CoA thioesterase 9 (gene ACOT9). Gene Ontology annotation, cellular component: mitochondrion. The record is from RefSeq and is a predicted model, not a curated record. Gene Ontology annotation, molecular function: fatty acyl-CoA hydrolase activity. Gene Ontology annotation, biological process: acyl-CoA metabolic process. The transcript has 17 exons. The coding region runs from base 1355 to 2509 and encodes 384 amino acids. NCBI's taxonomy places the organism in Eukaryota, Metazoa, Chordata, Aves, Galliformes, Numididae.